CGUUGACCAUGUCGGUUUGUCUGCUCACGACGACUGGCGACACCGACGAGGGCGGAUGCGUGCAGCUGACCACCGACGCCUGGCACACACGAUGGAAGCGCAUGUGCACCGGCACAGGGGACUCGUCCAGUGAAACGUGGCGGACCGCCCCCGCCUUUGAGCCUGCCGACCUCAUCCCGACUGCGCCGCCAGUGACGUGCACGGUGCUCGUCUCCCCAUGGCUCCAGCUCGACGCCAAUGACGCCGGGGUACGGCACGACACGGAGAUCGCCCUUCGGCAAGAGCUCGCACACUGCACGUUUCUCAACCUCACCUCUGCCAUCCUCCCUGUGCCACACCUGGCGCACACCCCGUCAUACGCCCGCGCGACCUAUGCCGCCCUAUCCUCCUCGCCCCUCCUCCGCCUCGCCGUCCGCCUCCCGAUCUACGUUUCCUCGGCAGACUUUUGCGCCCCGUGGCAGACGUGGGACUCGAUCCGGACGUUGUGCGAGUAUCAUCCCCGGUUGAGCCUCGCGCUAGACUUGACGCCGCCUCUCCCGACGCUGCUCCCGCCCAUCACCGGGGCGUACGCCGCAGAACCCAUCUCGCAUAUCAUGAUCUCGGCGCAUUCGUUUAUAUCCAACGCAAAAGGGUAUCCGGUCCUCCCGAAAACGACGCAGUCCCUGGUACGGGGCCUGCUGACGUCGGUGCCGACGGUGUCGUUUGUCCUGUCUCAUACUGACGCCAAAUUGCAUGCAGAGGGGGGAGGAGACGCUUACAGGCAGUAUUUACAUCAUCUGAUACGGACGACGCAGGCGAGGGAAGGGAGCGUCGAGGCGUAUGCUCGAGGGUAUGGCGAUUUCUUGCAGGCGCCGUUGCAGCCAUUGCAGGACAACUUGCAGAAUGCGACAUAUGAGACGUUUGAGCAGGAUCCGGUGAAAUAUGCAAACUAUGAAGAGGCUAUUUAUCGGGCUCUGGUUGAUAGAGCAGCUAUGGAGCAUAUCGUUCUCUGUGUCUCUGGCGCCGGACGAGGUCCCCUCAUUACUCGUGCCCUUGCUGCACUUUUACGUGCCUCUGCAAAGUCGUAUACUUUGUAUGCCAUCGAAAAGAACCCGUCGGCGUAUCUUGUCCUGCAGCAAACAUUCCCACAUGUGCACCUCUUGUUUGGAGACAUGCGAUCCGUGGAGAUGCCUGAAAAGGUGGACAUUGUGAUCAGCGAGUUGCUCGGCUCGUUUGGGGACAAUGAACUCUCACCAGAGUGUUUGGAUGGUGUGGAAAGAUGGAUGAAGCCAUCGGCGAUAUCCAUACCCUCGUCGUACACGGCGCAUCUGUCGCCAUUGUCGUCGUCAAAACUGUACAACGAGGCGCGAAACACUUCUGGGACAGGAAUCGGCGGUGAGAUUCCGUACGUGGUCAUGUUCCAGGCAGUGAGGCGACUGAGCCCGACUGUGGCUGAUUGCUGGGGCUUUGAGCACCCGCGGUUUGAGGAGGAAGGGCCGAUAAAGGGAGAUACACGAAUGUCAAAGCGAUACACGCAGAGUGCGAUGAAUCCGAUGCUUCUGGUGCCGCCCAAGGAUAAUGGACAUAAUGUUCGGAGUGCAGAGAUGGUGUUUGAUAUCCCAGAGGAGGGUGUGCUGCAUGGGUUUGCAGGGUACUUUGAGGCAGUGCUGUAUGAUACAGUGGGACUGAGUAUCCACCCGGACCACAAGGAUGUGGUAAGCAAGGAUAUGCUUAGUUGGUUCCCAAUGUUUUUCCCCAUCAGAGAACCAAUGUACUUGGCUGCUCACUCUGAGCUGCAUGUGAGCAUGUGGCGACUGACGGAUGGUAAACGUGUAUGGUACGAGUGGUGUGCAGAAGGGUAUUUGAAAGGGGGAUUUGAGAAGAGCAAGGGAUGGAGACGGUCAUCGCAAGCAUCGAGCUCACCGAUGUUUCAUGCGCCGCCGAGUCCAAUGGCUGAUGCAGUGGAGACGGUUGUUCAUGGACAGGUGGAGGGAGGAGGAGGAAAGAUUAAGAUUGGGCAGACUGGGCUACAUAAUGUUGGGGGUCGAAGUAGCUGGAUUGGAUUGUAGUAUUUUUU
Molecule: messenger RNA, 2056 nt
Organism: Guyanagaster necrorhizus
Lineage: Eukaryota; Fungi; Basidiomycota; Agaricomycetes; Agaricales; Physalacriaceae
Product: PRMT5-domain-containing protein
Exons: 4
Coding region: 9-2048 (679 amino acids)
Biological process (GO): regulation of DNA-templated transcription; peptidyl-arginine N-methylation
Cellular component (GO): nucleus; cytosol
Source: RefSeq, a predicted model, not a curated record